Lipotes vexillifer (Yangtze River dolphin) is the source of this 8000-nucleotide messenger RNA. It is a transcript of the gene CFAP46, whose product is annotated as cilia and flagella associated protein 46. Gene Ontology annotation, molecular function: protein binding. Gene Ontology annotation, biological process: axoneme assembly; cilium movement involved in cell motility. The record is from RefSeq and is a predicted model, not a curated record. Lineage: Eukaryota; Metazoa; Chordata; Mammalia; Artiodactyla; Lipotidae. The coding region runs from base 18 to 8000 and encodes 2660 amino acids. The transcript has 60 exons.
CCUCGGACGCCGGCGCCAUGGAUCCGGUCAUAAUGCAGGAGCUGGCCCGCGCCGAGAGCCAGCAGGAUGCUGCGUCCCUGAAGAGGGCUUAUCAGUUGAUCAAGUCCGCCAACCUGGGGAAAUCAGAGUUUGACCCCACAGAAAGCUUCAACCCCGACCUGUUUGUUUUGUGUGCAGAACAGGCCCUGAAGAUGGGGCAGCCCGAGGUGAGCGAGGACUGCAUCCGGAUGUACUUCAAGGUGAAGGGGCCGGUCACCCAGUUUCUGGGCCGAGCGCACCUGUGCAGGGCCCAGCUGUGUGCCCCCAAGUCCACCGAAAACAUGGAGGAAUUUGAAAAUUGCGUGACUCAGUAUAUGAAGGCAAUCAACUUUGCGAAAGGAGAACCAAGGUAUUACUUCCUGGUGUAUAAUGCAUCGGUCCUCUACUGGCAAAUGGUGAGGCCAUUUCUCAAGCCUGGGUAUCAUCACCGCCUGAUCCCCAGCCUCUCCCAGAUCGUGAGCGUGUUGAAUCAGACUGAGGACGACGACAAGGGCUGGCGGGCCGAGCUGAUGCUGGAGCUUCUGGAGUGUUAUCUACAAGCUGGAAAAAACGAGGAGGCCGCGAAGUUUUGUGCCACUGCAGCACCAUUCAUCAAGGCUAAUGCGCCACAGAAAUAUCGACAAAUAUUUGCUCUUAUGGUCCGACAUGAAUUAAUGGAUGAGCUUCAGUUAAAGCAAGAAAAGAGAAGUUCUAUUGGCCUGUCUGUCACUUUCCAGAUUAAUGUGCUAAAAGCAAAACUGGAUAAAAAUGAUUUAUCUGAAGAUAUCAACAAAAUUCUGAAGGACACCUAUAAAUGUUUAAGUUGUUACAAUCACCAGAGCACUUCUUCAAUCAGAGAGGAAAAAAUUCUUUUGCUUUUUGAAUUAGCUCAUCUUUCUCUGAUCUUGAAAUGUGGGGAGAUCACCUCUGACUGCCUCUCAGACUUGAAGAAGAUGGACAGCAAAGAUCCCGGGAAGCUAAUUGAAAUCGAGUGCCUGGAGUAUGAAUUGGAAGCUGUAAGACUUGCAAAUAAAAUUAAAAUCUACACCCAAGAGGCUGUGGAGACCCAGCUGAAUAUAGUACAGAGACUGGACGUGGUGCUCCAGCGAGCUGUGCGCCUGGGCGACCCGCGGGUCAUCCACGUGGUGUGCGCCACGCAGUGGAACACAUGCCUCCCGCUGCUGCAGCACGACCUGAGGCACCAUCUGCGGAAGUCGCUGGCCAGCAUCGCGGAGGUCCUGGAGAAGGUGGACAGCCUCAUGGUCCUGUUCCGUUGCCAAGUGCACAUGGAGAUGGCGUACAUUGAGGAGGGUGCGGACCGGCUGGAGCCUGCCAUGGGGCACCUGAGGAAGGCCGUGCUCCUGGACACCCUGGGCCUCUACCAGGACACGCUCAGGGUGGCCCUCAACCGCCUGCACCUCUGCGCCACGCCGUGCCAGGUCCCCGAGCGCACAGAGGACAAGGCCACCUUGGCCAUUGAGCAGGCAAAGAAAGCGAUGCCUGAGGACAGUGUGCGCAAGAAGCGGGCGCUGCUGGUGACCGCGGGCCUGGCCCUGGCCCCUGACACCUUCCAGAUCGUGCUCGACAGUGAGAACGAGGCCAAAGUUUCCACCGGGAAAAAGCGGGGCCGCUUCACCUACCUGUACGCGAAGGCGCGGCACCACUCCCUCAGCGUGGACGAGGCCGCGGGGCACGUGCGGUGCCUGCGGGGCCGGAACGCCAAGGAGAGGGUACAGAUCUGGGCCGAGCUGGCCAAGGUGGCCCGGAAGCAGGGCGUGUGGGACGUGUGCCGGACGGCCAGCCGCUUCUGCCUCGCGUAUGACGUCGGCAAGGUGGAGCGGCAGGCGAGGCUCAAGCGAGGGAGGAAGGGCGGGGCCGGCGCGGAGCAGGACUCUUCGGGCCAGUCAGACGCCACCCUGCAGAGGCAGGCAUCCCCCAGCCUGCUGCGCGAGUUCGCGGAGGUGGGGUUCAUCAGCGCUGAGGCCACCGUCCACCUGCUGCGUUCAGAGGGCGUGCAGCUAAAUGACCGUCCCAUGCCCCCCGAGGACCUGAGUCAGCACCCGGUGGGCUACAUACCCGAGUCCCCAGAGGACAACGCCGAGUGGAUCACGUACCGGACCUGGAUAGAGGGCCUGUCGCAGUAUGCCAUGAACAGCUGGCUGCGCUCGGCCGACAUUGGGCAGAGGAUACAGGAGGCGUGGAUCGUGCAGAACGCCAUGGUCUACGUCCUGAAUCACAACCAGCACCUCAUCACGGCCGGGCGCCAGAGGGAGCUCGUGGACGCCUUGUACCACCUCCUGGGCAUCGUCAAGGCCAUGGGCCACAGCGGAGACUUGGUGCUGCUGGCGACGCUCUGCAACACCCUGGCACGAGGCCUGAUCAUCACCUGGAUCCCAGCCCUGAUGCCAGAGAAGUCUAGAAGACACGCACGCUCAAACCCACUUCAUACACCGCUGGACCCUGAGGCCGCCUCCGAAGUCAGGACUGCAGUGGAGGUCUGCGAGUUCGCCCUGAACCUGACCAAGGGGACGGUGCCUGAGGAGGCGGUGCCUAUCAGCACCCGGCAGCAGCUCAUCGCCACGUGGGUGAAGGCCAAGCAGCUGCUGCGGCAGCAGAUCGGGCCGCACCUGGGCACAGACGAGCAGAGCACCAACGAGGGCAUCAACUCGGUGACCGGAGUCCUCGUUGCUCUGGAGAUGCACUCCUGCAACGGGCUGGGCCUCAUGGACUUCACAGUGCCCCCCUUGGCUCAGCUGGUGAAGAUGGCCUCAGAGUGCAGCUGGUCAGACCCCCUUGUGGAGCUGCAGACCCUGACGCGGCUGACCCACUUCACCUACGUGGCCCGGGACCACGAGGCCACCAUGGCCUGCUCGCAGAAGGCCAUCCACACAGGCAUCAAGCACCUGCAGGCCUUCAGUCCGGUGGAGGCUGAGUUGGUGGCGGAGAUGCUGAGCACCGCAGCCUGCAUCCAGGGCAGGAGCAUCAUGGAUAACCUCAAGGGCCGGAAGCAGCUGCGCCUGACGGCCGCCAAGGCCUUCAUAGAGAGUGCGAGGUUUGGGGGCAUGGCGGGGAGCAGCGCCCUGGUGAUGCAGGCCGCCCGACACUUGUGGGACAGCUGGCUCCCGCUGCUGCCCCCUGCGGGCGGCAGGAAGAAGUGCAAGAGCGCCCCUCGGGAGGCCGCCAGCGUCGUCGGCAACACGGAGGCCAGAAAGCCGGAAAAAGGGAAGACGUUGCUUCUGCACCAGUGGCCCACAGCCGACUUCCAAAGCGGAGGGACGACGGAAGGGUGUUUCCUCUCAGGGGCUGAGGAUGACCUGACGCUGAGGGCCGCGCUCUACGGCCUGCUGUUCCACAGCCACGCCGACCAGCAUGACUGGGAGGGCUGCCUCAAGGUGCUGGAUGAGGCCCUGCACGCGCUGCCGCGGAUCGCGCACCACCUCUUGAUUUUCAAACACAUGGUCAUGGUGAAGGCUGGACUCGGCCAGAACUUCGCAAUGGAAAUUCAGAAAUUCAAAGACCAGAGUGAGGAGUAUCUGGCGCACAUGUGGCGGCACCUGGCCCUCAACUCCACGAGUGUCCCCGAGGAGCUGACCUGCUACCUCCACGCCAUCCAGGCCCUGCAGAAGCCAGAGAGUGAGUGGCAGAAGGUUGACCACAUCAUGGAAUUCAGCGAAUGGCUGUACCACAAACAGUUUCCUCUUGAAGACGUCAUCUUCCACCUGGAGUGGGCGAUCGACAUCCUGCUGAGGAUGCAGCCCGACAGGGGCUCCCCGGAGCCGGCAGGUGCAGGGGCCGCAGGCGCGGGGGCCACAGGUGAGCCGUGUGGUGGCGGCGGCGGGGGGCGGGGGGGCGCCCGCCGCGAGGGGCUCCUGGGCUCCGCCGUCCCUGCAAUGCCCCUGCAGGCCAGCGCCCUGUGGACUUGGCGAGAAGAGCAUGUGUCCACUCCGGCGGCCCCGGAGGGCCCGGGGGCUGAGGGCUCGGGGCCCCCCUCCCUGGCGAAGCUUCGGAAUGUACGGCAGCUUGAGACGCUGGCCCGCGCCUACACGCUGCUGGCCCUGGUGGUGACCCCGAGCGCCGCCAGCCACCAGGACUACUGCCUCAUGGCCUACACCUUUCUCUGCCGCAUCUGGCAGGUUUCUUUAUUAACAGCAGCAAAAUCAAUUUCAGAAAGUGGAAUUCCAGCAGCAGCGAGUCCACGUGCGUUGUUGCUUCAGAAGGAGAAAAGCAAAGACAGAGAAAAAGACAAGGACGAGGGCGGGGACUCGAAGCAGUUUCAAAGCCCCCCUCCUGGCAAACGCCUUGAAGACGUACCAGCAAGCAUAGAAGAGUGGGCUUCCUACGCUUGCCCCGAAGAAGCCAUAUCAGUAUUUAAACAGGAUCAGAGCAACUUUGCCGUCAACCGGUCAACUCUCCAGAAGCCGACGUACAGUUUAUACUAUCUGGACCACUUGGUCGAGGCCCUGCAGAAAGUGUUCCUUCAUGAGCUCACCAUCCCGGUCCUGCAGUUGGAGGUACUCAUUGCAGCCUCCGUGGUCGACAGCAAGAGCCUCAAGGACCUCUACCACCUCCGACUUGCCCUAGUUUGUUCUGAUUUGAAGUUGAGGGAAGCAGCCACUUUCCACGAGGAGGUGGUCGGGCACGCCUACAUCUGCGCCGUGGAGCAGGUGAGCUGCAGAAAAGAAAUUGCCUUGAAAAAGGAGAAAAAUAAGGAACCUCUAUUAGAAGAAAGUCUGCCAACACUAAGCGAGCCCCCCACUCCAGCCCAGCAAGCAGAGAUGAAGCCCCUCGUAGCAAAGGAUAAGACUUUGAAGAUAAACGAAGAGACCGGCAGGGGCCUGGAUGGAACGUCCUUCCCACAGUUGUGGACCCUCAAGGCUGAAGUCCUGCUGGAGAUGGACCUGUACCAGCCUGCGCGGCUGCUCCUGUCAGAGGCGUACCUGGCCUUCCAGGAGCUCGACGAUCCUUGUGCAGAAUCGAAAUGCCUGCACCUGUUGGCACGGUUGGCAAACAAAGAAAAGAAAUACGGGCAAGCUAGGAAGAUGGCUGAGAGGGCCCAGCGCCUGGGGGGCAGCGAGCAGCUCUGGUACGACUCCACCCUGACCCUGGCGGACGCGAUCCUGUCCACCGAGAACGAGAGGAGAGAGGCAGUGGUCUGCCAGCUGUUCCAGAAUCUCAUAGAUACCUUCAACGUUCUUAAGAAGGAGAGACCGAACCGAAUGCCCAUAUUGGAAUUCAUGACCACAGACCUAGAAGCCAGGUGUGUGAGCCUCCAGGUCAAAGCCGCCCAGGAGCUGGAGGACUCUGAGCCCUUCCAGAACUCGCUUCUGCUGAUGGAAAUGGAUGAUCGCUUGCUGGAAAUUGAGGAGAAGUUUACCAACAUUGGCCACAAGGAGAAGUGUGUGGACAUCAAGCUGGAGCGCGCCAAGAUGAAGAGGUUAUCUGCCCAAAAUGAGAAAGAUGCAGAACAGAAAACUGCACGUUACUUGGAAGCAUACGACCUGGUCCAGAGAGCUGCUGCCGAAGAGGAAGAGCUAUUUCACCGCAUUCAGGGCUUACUGUCCCUUCAGGGUUUGCAGCACGUCAGCACCCCUCUGGUGAGGAGGCUGGCGCACCUCAAGCUCAGCCUCGUGGAGGUGUGUCUGGACACGCUCCAGCUCGCGUGGGAGGAGACCCUGGAGCGGCAGCUGGAGCAGGGCUCCGUGGACAAGCUGCUGGCCGACUACCUGCAGAGCCCCAGUGACUACACUUCUGCCAGCCCGAAGUGGGUCACCCUGAAGCGGACCCUGGCGCACACCGUGCUGGCCCAGCUGGGGAGCCUGCGGCCACUGUGCACCAGCUGCGUGGAGCUCCGUGCCCAGCUCCUGGGCCUGGCCGGGAAGGCCCUGCACCUGCUGGCCGUGCGCGCAGACCCCCUGCGCCCCGCCUUCUACUGGAAGGAGAGCCUCUCGGGGGGCGCUGAGCUGAACAGCCUCAAGUGUCUGGAGAUCAUCCAGGAGGACAAGGACUGCAAGGGGCCCUACGGCGGCCUGCUGGCCUUCAGGGCCACCCCCGAGGGGCACAGCAGGAAAGGCUGGGAUCUGAAGAGGAGGAUGGCGCUGGCCCAGCAGUACCUGGCCCAGGCGUCCGAGGUGCUGCUGCAGUGCCUGCAGGUAGCCCUGGGCAGCAACCUCCUGGACAUCGCCGCCGCCGCCAGCCUGGAGAUGGUGGAGUGUGUCGGCACCCUGGACCCCGCGGCCACCUGCCAGUUCCUGGCGCUGUCUCAGAGCUGCUCAGCCUCGGAGGACAUGCGAGACGUCCUGCUCACGGCCACGGCCAACACGAGCAGCUCACAGCUGGCCGCGCUGCUGCAGCUGCAGCACAGGCUGAGGUGCCAGGAGAGGACGUCCACCAACCUGUUUGCCAGCGUGGAGCAGAGACUGGCCGCCAUAUCCAAGGCUUGGCAGAAUCUCCGGGUCACCGAACAGCACUUUAACUUCUUGAGUGAAAUCCCUCCCACUUUUCGGAUCCUCUUUCUGCACCACUCACGGGACAGGACCCAUCUGUACGGCGCUGCCUACGAGAAACCCAAGUUCAUCCCUGCAGCCAAAGGCAAAGUGCUCCAGGUCGGGGGCUCCUGCAAGGUGGCUCGGAUGGCCGUGAGCCCAGCUGCCUUCUCCGCCCUGUUGGCCAGUGCCCAGCAGUUCCGGGAGCACGCCCAGGCCGAGGCACACAGUGAGGACACGGCCCUGAGCCCAGGCUCGGAGUCAGAAGGCGCGCCCCUGAGAGGGGAAGAACACGCUGUGCAGAGGCUCGCGGAGGUCGUGAAGCCCAUGGAGGAGUAUCUGAGGCCACUGUUCCCGCUGCUCAGCUGCCCCCCGGAAGCCAGAGCACCGAUUCCCACAGUUGUUGCGGAUUUGGGAAAAUGCAAGGGCAAAGACAAGGAGAGGAAAGAGUCCCCGCCGCAGGGUGAGCGGGCGCAGCCCGAGGUCGCAGACAACGUCAUCCUGAUCGCUGACAGGCCCCUUCUGGAGCUGCCAUUAGAAGGUCUCUCUGUGCUCGAUGAAGGGAUGGUCUCCUCCGUGUCACGAGAGUUUUCUCUCCAGAUGCUGUGGAACCGCCUGCAUAGAAAAGAGACAGAAGGGAAUGUGAAAAAGGAGAGCAGAGGUAAAGAUCACAGGAGAAGCAUAGCAAAGAAAGGAGCAAAGCGCAUCGUGUCCCGGAUCAUCCCCCCCCACUGCAUCGGGGUCGACGCGGACAACUUCAGAUUCGUUGUGGACCCCUACGAGGAGGCCCGAGGCCCAGAAAUGCUGACUCCUGUCUCCGUGACCCGGGAAAUUUUGGAAAGAUUCCGAGACACGUUCACUGCGAGAUGGGCGGGGCAUCUGGGGAAUAAGCAGUUUCCCAGCCAGGCCGAGUGGGAGCAGCUGCUGGGCAGCUGCGGAGGCCUUUUCUUCUACGGGAUGGAGCGCUUCCUGUCCCACAUGUUGGUAGAAAGGUUGGCCGCCAUGAACUUGGAAGAGUGCCAGAUGGUGGUCCUGCUGGACCUGGCGCGGUCCUGCGAGAGCAUGCGGCGCCACGUGGAGUCCUCGGAGAACAAGAGUGCACCCCGACUGUCCUUGGAGGGGCCCAUCGAGACGGCCAUCCUCCUGAGUCUGGUGGGGGUCAGGAGCAUCGUGGCGAACCAGUGGCCGACGGUCCUGCGGGACAACGCGAUGCGGGCCAGCAUCCUGUGGGAAAAUCUGUUGACAGCUGGCAAGCCGAUCGGGAGAACGACCCGCCUCCUUCAGAAGAGGGGAACCAGUGAAACUGUCCACCACGCCUCCGAAGGUCAGCCUGCACUGACAAAGACCUUCAGCCUCCUACAGACCACUGCCUACAAUGAGGCUCUGCAGACCUGGAAGGACAGGCUGGUGCUCUUCCAGCCGCAGCCGCAGGGCUCGGAGCAGCUCCCCGUCACCCUCAACCUGGUGCUCUACGGGCUGCCGCACCAGGCCAUCGUGUGA